Psilocybe cubensis is the source of this 2172-nucleotide messenger RNA. RefSeq lists its product as uncharacterized. The transcript is spliced from 11 exons. Gene Ontology annotation, biological process: triglyceride catabolic process. The record is from RefSeq and is a predicted model, not a curated record. Gene Ontology annotation, cellular component: cytosol. Gene Ontology annotation, molecular function: triacylglycerol lipase activity; sterol ester esterase activity. NCBI's taxonomy places the organism in Eukaryota, Fungi, Basidiomycota, Agaricomycetes, Agaricales, Agrocybaceae. Bases 1 to 2172 code for a protein of 723 amino acids.
AUGUACUCUAUUCGCAACCUCGAUAAGCUUCUUGGUCUCAACGCCCCGGAGCCACUGGCCCGUCUAUACUCUCCCUCUUACUAUCGAGCAACAUGGAUCGUCACAGGCCUCGAUGCCGGAUUCGCAACAGCCAUGUCGAUUCGGCCAAAAUGGCUGCGUGAUAUAGCAUCCAUCGUCUUCUCGUUCUACUAUAUCAUAUAUGCACAAGAAGCAGAUGAAAAGCUUCGCCGCUUCCGCGCUGUUCCGACCAUCGAAAUGCUGCGCACUACAUGGGAAAAGACGACAAAUCCAUAUAUCAGGUUGGUAACUCGACUUCCACGGGUCGGCGUCAGGCGAAAGAUUCUAUUGCCCCGACCCAAGUCGUCGUCGUACGACCGACCCAUAACAGCGUAUCUCUACUUCGGACCAGCUGAAAGCGAAUUAUGCAAAGCUACCGAGCUAAUCCUCGAUUUUCCGGGGGGUGGCUUCGUCGCGAUGUCACCUGAACACCAUGAAGAACGUCUGCGGAUGUGGGCUGUUUCAACUGGUAGGCCUAUACUAGCUAUAGAUUAUGGGAAAGCACCAGAGUACCCAUACCCUUUUGCACGAGAUGAAGCGUUUGAUGUCUAUAGGCUCAUGGUAGAGUCAUAUGGGAAGCUCAUUGGAAUGUCUGGAAAGAAAUUAAGCAUAAUAAUAUCGGGCGAUUCUGCUGGCGGAACUCUGGCCCUUAAUGUAGUGAUACGAACACUGGAGUUGAGGCAAUUAGCUUCAUCGUCCCAUCAGCCUAUCCAUUUGCCACUGCCGACAGCCGUAGUCCUCAACUAUGCUGCACUAGACUUCAAUUUCACUUCGUGGAUGUCAGCCGACAAUCUGCGUGUGUUACGAUCGGAGCAGUCGUCUGGAAACAUUCCGGGGUUGAAAGAGGUGGCCGAGCAGAAAGAUCACUUGAAGCAUGUCAGUCCGUUGAGUAUGGUCCGCGACAAAAAACCGACAAGGAAGCGGAUAAGAAGACGAUCAAGUUGGAAGGAUGCAUUGAGGAAUUAUGUUAGUGGUGGGGAGGAAGAAACAAGUUCGACAUUGAAAGUGCCGUCCAAGUCUGCACCUGGGAGGUCUACUAGCCACCAGGGAUUUGGAGACGAAGGAUCACUGGCAGACGGAGAGAGCGAGGAAGAAGAGGACUUUGAUAAGAUCAAGGAAGAAGACCGACCGAUUUCAGCUCGGAUUGUAUACAAAUAUUGGAAGGGGGGUGGAGAUGUGAUCAGGAGUGGUUCUGACAUGGAAAGACAACAGCAUGAAUUGUCGAUUGCAGUCGCGGAAGCAGAUACGAAAGCUAUUCGAGCCGUGUCUGGGAAAUCCCCUGAACCUGGAAGCAGCGGAAGUGGGAAAGAGCCUGUAGGCACGCGGCUAACGAUGACAAGUCGAACGGGCUAUUUCCAGGACAGAAUUAUUUCGCCCAGUAUGAUGCGUGCCAUGGCUAUUUUGUACAUUGGACCACAUCGGAACCCGGAUUUUGCGACAGACUACCACAUCUCACCUAUCCUUGUGCCGAACGAGUUGCUUGCACAAUUCCCGCCACUACUUAUGCAGUGCGGGGAAAAGGACCCGUUUGUAGACGACACGGUGAUUUUUGCAGGGCGUGUGCGCGAAGCGAAACGGGCGCGUAAAGUUGAGCUUGACCUAUUAUUGUCUGGGAAAAGCGCACGUUUUGGGGAGACACUGCGGAUGAGUGCGGUUGAUGGACACGGUGACAGCAAAAUUUCUGCGGAGCUGAAGAAAGAGCGAGACAAGCUUGCAAGACAGGCCGAGUCUGACUGGGUGCAGAUGGUUCUGUUUUCGGACUGGAGCCAUGGGUACCUACAGAUGCCUACAUUGAUGAGUGAAGCGAAAGCGGUGAUUGAAGAGCUUGCUGAAUGGAUAGACCAUGCAUUCGAGCGAUACCCCGCAACAGUGACGGAAAGCAGAGGCGGGCUGUUGGCGCCCAAGGCACAGGGCGGGCCGAGUCCUCUCACGUCUGAAACGGAAACGGAGGACACGGGGAUCACGUUUGUGACCAGACGACACUCGGAGAGCCCACGCAGAGCAGCGACACCACCUGAGAGCGUAGGAGAGGGAAAGCGGAGUACAGGACAGACAAUCUCAGAGGCAGAGUUGAUGCGACGACGACGACUGCUCGACUCGCAUAUCUUUGAGUAG